AUGAAAGAGUGCGUGCCCACAACAAGCGCCAAUUCAAUGGCCGGGAAGCUGAGCAAAAGGAGGGAAACUGCGCCGAUAAUCUCCUACUCGAACCCGCAAAGAUCCAGUUCCAGGGUCAAACGUGAGAGCUCGUACAACAGGCGACUCACAAUCGCCGAAAACUCAGGAAGAUCUCUGCUUUCGAGAAGGACGAUGUCCUCCGCCGCGAGUUCUGCUGAUCCGAGGUUGAGAAAGACGCCAAUUGCUCCGCAGCCAAUUGCGGAAUUUGUCACGAUUCAUUUCGGAACAAAAUCGGUUCUCGUAAAUGCGAAUUGCACGAUUUUCUACGUUUUCCGCUAUAUUCUUCAUCUUUACGAAGGUCAAGACAAGGAAAAGUUGGAGAAUAUUCCUGAAUCGCUGGUUGCCCAGAAACGGCUAGCGCAGUGCACGAGUUCGUAUGAUCUCACUGACAAGAACGGAAAUUGUCUCGACAUCGCGGAGAAGCCAAACACAGCCAGGGCCAAAGACUUUCUCAAAGGAAGACAGGAUUACAACUUGUCGAAAAUAUUCCGAAACGGGAAAAAGAAGAUUUUGUACAGUCACAUUUUGGUCCCCGAAUCACUCAAUGCGGCGAGGUCGGGCAGCGUUUUGAACAGAAGACCGAAAUCUAAAGAUGUGCGGAGUAAUUCGAGAAGAUCGAUGCAUUCUUUGAACUCGAAAGGCGAAUAA
Molecule: messenger RNA, 708 nt
Organism: Oikopleura dioica
Lineage: Eukaryota; Metazoa; Chordata; Appendicularia; Copelata; Oikopleuridae
Source: the annotation of a GenBank genome assembly